AUGACCAAGCUUCUCGGAUUCGCUCAUCCAGAUGCUAAGGACCAAGUUGAUCGGAUUUCUAAUGAGGAUGUGAGUGAGGAAGGAGUUACAAGAGGUGUUGUGGAGCAUAAGGAACAAUCGGCUAGCAGGAAUGAUCAAUCUUCGGAGGCAUUGAAUGCCCUUGCUCAAGAAAUGGACCCUCAAGAUAUUGAAGAUCCUGCUGACUUCUUCUACGCUUUACCAAAAAGAAUGACAGACGAUUCGGUAGAAGAGGCCUUGGGACAAGAGAAUGCACAAAGAGAAGGCGUCAGCGCUCGAGAAGAAGCUGUUAUGGUACCAGAACCAGUGGAGGAAGCUAAGAAGGAAGGAGAUGGAUAUUUCCAGAUGGACGAUGGGGUACCAGAAUCAGAAGAGCGGGUCCUAGUUGAUGAUGUAGAGAUGGAUGAUGUGAUGGAAGAAGUGAAACCAGAAGCACAAGAACAGGAAGAGGAAGCUGUCGAAAACAGAAUGGAGGAAAUGGUCAUCCACAACUCGCCAAUAGCCACAAUCGUCAUCAGAGACUCAACUGUUAUUUUGACCUUUAAUGGCAUCGAGCAAUUGGAAGUGCCUGCUCUGGAUUUUGGAGCUAUCCUCCAACGAUUGAGACAAGUCGAAGUAAUCGAAGAGUUUGUCUUUAUGUGCGAUGGUCAUCUUUGCCAGCUAGCCGACUCCAUCACAAAUACCAUCGUCGAUAGCUUGCAGAAUGAAGGAUCUCAGAUUCCCGCCGCCCGGUUCGUCUACAAAUGCUCCAGCACAGGUGCCGUGCUGUUCAUGGAGCUCUUGAAGAAGUUCAACCCCCAAGUUUUGAAGUCAGUGAAAGUGGAGAAUGAGAAGUUCCCGGGUGUAUUCAUCUGCGACCUCCAAGAUCUGGAACAAUGGAAGAAUCUGGAAGCCCUUGAGAUUGUCCCUAUGGUGCCGGCAGAUGCCAACGAAGAUUAUUUUUUGGCUAUGGACGACUUCAAAGUAACUCUCAGCUCUGCAAGCAAUUAUGAGAUUAUUAGUUUGGAAACAAAGUUCAAGAACAAAGAGCCAAAGAUAGAUGUGCUUCCAAGAUUUGAUAUUAAGACUAUUGCGCCGUCCAAGAUCAAGAAAUUUGCCGAUCAAAACGGGUUGAAGGUCAAAAUGCAAAACGGGAUAUUGAUGUUCACCAGACCCACACGGGUUCCCGAACAACUAGCUGUUUUUCGAUUUGAGCCUAACCGCCUUCGAGGGAAAUAUGCCCCAAGGGAUGUUGUUGAUAAGGCUGAUGAUUUAUCCAUCUUUUUCGAUUAG
Molecule: messenger RNA, 1290 nt
Organism: Caenorhabditis briggsae
Lineage: Eukaryota; Metazoa; Nematoda; Chromadorea; Rhabditida; Rhabditidae
Exons: 5
Coding region: 1-1290 (429 amino acids)
Source: RefSeq, a predicted model, not a curated record